AUGGAGAGCGGCCUGAUUGCCGACAAGGACGUCACUGCUAGUUCUUGUUAUAACGAUGGCAACGUCGCGCCGCAGAACGGAAGGUAUGACAAUCUUCUGCCGGGUCAGCUAGUGCUUUAUAAAAUCGAACUCUUAACAGUUGGUCUUCGUUUUGUCAGGCUAAAUCAAGACAUCAAAGGAGGUGCAUGGUGUCCUAGAUCCCAAAUCACGACUGAAUCCACAGAGUGGCUAGAAAUUGACCUUCACACUGUACACGUAAUCACCGGUGCAGGCACCCAGGGUCGUUUCGGUAACGGCCAAGGUCAAGAGUACGCGGAGGCCUACGUACUUGAAUAUUGGCGCCCUAAACUUGGGAAAUGGGUACGAUACAGGAGCUUAGACGGCCAAGAGGUCAGUAUCAAUUUUCCAUUAGAAACAUUUUGUAUAACAUUUAUCAAGUUUAUUUCGCAAAAAAUGAAAAAUAAUAUUAAUUUUAGACUGACCGGUAAUACUAACACAUACUUGGAAAAGAAGAAUCAUCUAGAGCCGCCGAUCUGGGCGUCCAAAGUUCGUUUCAUUCCUUACAGUUCGCAUAGACGGACUGUUUGUAUGAGAGUUGAAUUGUAUGGAUGCUAUUGGAGCGUGGGAGUGGUUUCGUAUUCGAUGCCUAAAGGCGAUAGACGUAGUAAUGGAAUCGAACUCACGGACAUGAUCUACGACGGUCAGUGGGGCGAGGAGCUCCGCGGGGGCUUGGGCCAACUGGUGGACGGUCAGUUCGGAAGCGACGACAUCCGAGAAGCCUCUAAGAACUCCGCCUGGGUCGGCUGGAGAAACGACUCGAGACCAGAUCCCCCGGUCAUCAUAUUCGAAUUCGACAAAGUCCGCGAGUUCAGCGCUGUACAUAUAUUUUGUAAUAAUAAGUUCAUGAGGGAUGUACUAGUACGUAUUCGUAAGCAUUACUAUCGCAACGUGUUUGUUGAAAAUACGGAUCAUCCUACAAAGCAUGCUCUUUUUAGGUGUUCUCUGAAGCAAUUAUAUCAUUUUCGAUCGGCGGUCGUCACUUUCAAGACGAACCUAUCCACUAUACAUACGUUAGACAAGAUCUUCGAGAACGCUCGUAACGUGAGCAUUAAACUACACCAUAGAAUAGGGAAGUGGGUGCGGAUCGAACUUCAGUUUGCCGCGAGGUGGAUACUUGUUAGCGAGAUCGUUUUUGAUUCAGGUCUGGAGGAGUUCGAACGCGACGUCCGCAUAUUGGCCGCGUUGUCCUCGCCUCACCUCGCGAGGGUAUUGGGCGCGUGUCGCUCGCCGCCCCUCGCCGUGGUGCUGGAGUACCUUGAGCUCGGGGACCUGUGUGCGUUCCUGCGGGCUGCUAUUCCGCCGACGGCAGCCACGCUCCUGCACAUUGCCACGCAGAUAGCCGCUGGAAUGCAAUACCUCGAAUCGCUCAAUUUCGUUCACAGGGACUUAGCAGCUAGGUACCGUUUGUUGAAUUGUCUGAUCGGGAAGGGUUAUCAAAUUAAAAUAAGCGAUUUCGGCACCGACAACGAGGCGUACACUUGCGACUAUUAUAAAGUGGACGGUCGCGUACCGCUGCCUCUGCGCUGGGCGGCCUGGGAGUCGGUGCUCCGGGGAAAGUACACGACCAAGAGCGACGUGUGGGCGUUCGCGGUCACGCUGCACGAGAUAUACUCGCUCUGCCGACGGCGCCCCUACGAGCACCUAACCGACUGCGAGGUACGUACGAGACGAUUGACUGACGACGCACCUUUGAAAACGUUUUGGGUUUUGGAUAAUCUGUCGCACUUACAAGCGGACGACGGUAUGUUCGAGUGCGUCGACCGCGCCCCCGGCUGUCCCCGGGACCUCUACGAGCUGAUGCUGGAAUGCUGGCGGAGAGACGAACUGGACCGGCCCACGUUCGGUGAGAUCCAUCUCUUCCUGCAGCGCAAGAGUCUCAACUACGCGACCACGUGA
Messenger RNA from Bombyx mori (domestic silkworm), 1956 nucleotides. It is a transcript of the gene Tkz, whose product is annotated as tyrosine kinase-like protein. Gene Ontology annotation, biological process: multicellular organism development; protein phosphorylation; positive regulation of neuron projection development. Gene Ontology annotation, molecular function: protein tyrosine kinase collagen receptor activity; collagen binding; ATP binding. The record is from RefSeq. Gene Ontology annotation, cellular component: signaling receptor complex; plasma membrane. Lineage: Eukaryota; Metazoa; Arthropoda; Insecta; Lepidoptera; Bombycidae.